GAGGCGGUCGUGCGGGCUGCCAUGAAACGGCCCCUUAGAGCCCUGCGCUGCGGAGGGAGCUGGCACCCCCCUGUCUUUCACAGGGGAGAUGGACAAGAAAGCGCAUUUCGUGCAAAGAGACUUUCCUCCCAGGGAGGCGCCUUCGCUGCUGCCGGUGCUGCUGCUGGUGGCGGCGCUGCUCCUGAAUGCCCUGCUCUACCUGUACCUCGGCAACCCGCACGGCUCUUCGGGCCGUGCCGACGCCGAGCCCAGCCUCUGCCCUUACGGGUCUUUCAGACUCGGGCCGGUGAAAAACUGCUCCCCCUGGCUCUCCUGUGAAGCCAUCGAUAGGGAAGUCAGAAAACUCAAAUGUGUUGGCGAAGGAGCCGUGAAAAAGGUCUUUCUUUCUGAGUGGAAGGAAAACAAAGUGGUCAUUUCACAGCUCACCAAACCGGAGCUGAAGGAGGACUUUCUCCACGGACUGAAGAUGCUGAAGGCACUACAGAGCAAGCACGUUGUCCGACUGCUGGGCUACUGUGAGAAGCAGUUCACAAUCCUCACCGAGUACCACCCUCUGGGCUCCCUGAGGGGUUUGAACGAAACUCUGCACAUCCCCAAGUACAAGAGCAUGAACACUUGGCAUCGAAGGCUGAUGCUCGCUAUAGACUAUGUGAGCAUAAUUCGCUACCUGCACAGCAGCCCUCUGGGCACCUUAGUGAUGUGCGAUUCGAACGACCUGGACAAGGUGCUCUCGCAGUAUCUUUUAACGAGUGACUUUCACAUCCUGGUGAAUGAUUUGGACGCUUUGCCUCUCGUGAACAGGAGCGCCGGCAGGCUGGUGAAGUGUGGUCAUCGGGAGCUCUGGGGAGAUUUUGUAGCUCCUGAGCAGCGUUGGCCCUAUGGAGAGGAUGUGCCAUUUGAUGAUGACCUUAUGCCCCCAUACGAUGAAAAAACAGACAUCUGGAAAAUCCCGGAUGUCUCCAAUUUUUUCUUGGGCCACGUUGAAGGCAGUGACAUUGUGCGACUGCACUUGUUUGACAUCCAUGCGGCAUGUAAGAAGAAGGACCCAGCAGAAAGGCCUUCUGCCCAGGAGAUCUUAGACACCUACAAGAAAGUUUUAACUCUGUUGAUUCGGGAGGCAGCCAUGCCUGGUACUAGGGAAAUGUUAUAGCAAAUCAUGAGACAAACGGUGGACUGAAGUUGAUGUUCUUAUUUAUUUACCUUGCCUGAAGGGCAAAAUCCCUGUCCCCUCAACUGAGAAGAUAAAAAUAAGUGACUUUGUAUUUUACCUUUUGAUUAAAAAUUACCUACCCAAUGCUGAA
Centrocercus urophasianus (Greater sage-grouse) is the source of this 1301-nucleotide messenger RNA. It is a transcript of the gene POMK, whose product is annotated as protein O-mannose kinase. Gene Ontology annotation, biological process: protein O-linked glycosylation; protein phosphorylation; carbohydrate phosphorylation. Lineage: Eukaryota; Metazoa; Chordata; Aves; Galliformes; Phasianidae. The record is from RefSeq and is a predicted model, not a curated record. Bases 89 to 1150 code for a protein of 353 amino acids. Gene Ontology annotation, molecular function: protein kinase activity; carbohydrate kinase activity; ATP binding. The transcript has 2 exons. Gene Ontology annotation, cellular component: endoplasmic reticulum membrane.